Messenger RNA from Calidris pugnax (ruff), 3351 nucleotides. It is a transcript of the gene SAXO6, whose product is annotated as Mdm1 nuclear protein. Lineage: Eukaryota; Metazoa; Chordata; Aves; Charadriiformes; Scolopacidae. Gene Ontology annotation, biological process: negative regulation of centriole replication. The transcript has 15 exons. Bases 97 to 2316 code for a protein of 739 amino acids. The record is from RefSeq and is a predicted model, not a curated record. Gene Ontology annotation, molecular function: microtubule binding.
GCGCCUGACGAGACGGACCGAGGCGGGCCGGACCGGCGGCUUUGCCUGGGGAACGGCGUUGUUGACGGGCGCCGCCCGGCCGCCCUGCGCUCCGCCAUGCCCGUGCGCUUCAGGGGGCUGAGUGAAUAUAAGAGAAACUUCAUCUGGAAAACCCCAGAGUUUUGUAGCCCGUCCCAGCAGCAGAAAUCCUUGUGGGCAGGACUGCGGUCGGAUCAGUUUGGAAUCACAAGAGAACCAAAAUUCAUUUCCAAGAGAAGGGUACCUUACCAUGAUCCACAGAUUUCAAAGUCCUUUGAGUGGACGGCAGAUUGUGAUUUGAAUGAUCCACUUGAAACUGAAGCUCUUAGGACUGCAGAGUUGCACACAGACCACAACAACAAUGAUGUGAAUCAGGAAAAAAUUGAAACCUCAGAAGGACCCAGGGUCCCCCCAAAAGUUCAGUCACAUUUUGUAGAUUCUAGAGGUGAAACAGCUCUUGCUCUUGCAGAAAACAACAUGAAGAGAUCACCCUCUGCAGCUCUACCAAGUCAAAAUGAAGCAUUUUCAUCUCCAAAAAAGGAGUUAGAAAAAAUGGAUAAUGGGCUUCACAGAGUCCUUCAGAGGAAAGCAGGAAUGAAUAUUUCACGUUUAAAUACUUUCCCCAGAAAUUCUGAAUAUCAAAGCCAAUUUGUUUGGAAGAGUCCUCAUGAAAAGUCGCCGAUACUUGCAGCUGAAGAGGUUAUUUGGAACACAAAUAAAUCCGUACCUCCAUUUAAAGCUCCUGCAAUUACUUCUGAAACUGCACAUGAGAGAAAUUUCAAAGAGUCUCCUCCUGUUAAGGGUCCACAAGAGAGAGGUGGUUCAGAAGAGAAAGAAUUUCCAGUUUGUGAGCAAAGUAAGAGGGAAGAACCAUUUCAAAAGCCAGCAGAAGAUGCAGCAAAACAAGGGAAGUCAGAACAGAAACAUCCUAAACAAAAAAAUAAGCAACAUAUCAGUCCAAAGCCCCUCUCUUUACAUAGAAGCCGUGGGAAGAUGAACACUGAAUAUAGGUCAAAAUUUUUGUCUCCAGCCCAGUAUUACUACAAAGAUGGAGCUUGGUCUCGUAUUAGGAGUAAAGUUCCCAACCAGGCAUCUCAAAACACCCUAAAUUCCAUGUGGUAUAUGGAGGUGAGAGAACUUCGAGAAAGAGCAAAGGCUUACAGGCAACGAGUAGAGGGAACACACUUCUCCCGAUACCAUCUCAAUCAGAUCCUGUCUGAUAAUAACAGUCUUUGGGAUGUGUCCUCAAAUUCCAGUUCAGAAGAAGGCAUCAGCAACAACAUCAGAGCACUAGAUCUUGCAGGAGUUUCUGAAAAAGAGACUGCACCAAGCCCCAAAAUGCUGCAGCAACCUGACUCCAUAGAACAGCCACACCAGGACAGCACUGAGAAGAAAGACAUAUCAGAUGCUUUAACUCUUCCAGUCAAACGGCGUUUAGUUUGGGGUGAACAAGAAGGUACUGGAGAAAAGGAGAAUCGGCAAGCAACAGAAGAGGAAGAAAACCAAGAUGAACAGGCCCCAGCUGUGGCUCAGCAGUUAGAAGAAAACAAUAAGGAUGCCAACGAAGAUAAGAAAAUUGAAGGUGAGAAUGCCUUGCUAUUGAAUUCUCCUGCAGCUGUGUCAGAUUCUUCUUCCGUAUCCUCAAGGUCAGGCGGCAGGCUUCCUACUCCAAAGCUGAGAGCGCUUGGUGGAGCUCAGAGGACUCAUCAUGAUCUCACUACCCCAGCUGUUGGAGGUGCAGUUCUAGUGUCUCCUCCUAAAUUCAAGUCUUCAUCUUCACAGCAGAGAACAAGAGGUUUAGGAACAGACCCUUCUUCAGCUAAGCAAAGUGCAAGAGAAGCUUCAAAAAGAAGGUCAUUACAGCCUGCUGUGGAAGUAGAAGCUGUUUCACACCUUACCUCUCCACCUGCUGGGCUGGGAACUUUGGAUCCUCUGCCACUUAGGCAGGAUCAGUGGCCUCCUAACAGUGUUUCUGAUGAGCAAGUUCCUCUUGCUUCAGCCCAUCAAGAGCGCUCCUCUAUACCUCCUGUGCUGAAGUCGGCCAAAAGCUGCUCUAUGCCUUGCUGGAGUCCCUCUCGUCGUAUUCAAGGGACUCUCAAAGAUCCAGAAUUCCAGCAUAAUGGGAACAUUGGCAAUCCGAAAAUGAGAUCUUUCCAGUUACCCCCUCAGGAAAGAAACUAUAAUGAUGAAGAUGACAGGUUGUCUCAGAUUUCUGCUCGCUCAGCAGCGUCUAGCUCCCUUGCAUCUCAGAUACUGGAACGAGCUCAGAAGAGGAAGGAUUUCUGGAGCAAGAAAUAAGCUUUUCGACCCUUUGUACAGAAACUGUUCUGUAAAAUUAUUAUUGUUUUUUUAAAUGGUUUGAAGUGUAUAUUUUCAAAAAUUGUGAUUGUAGAUAUCAUGCAGCAUCCUUUCACUUACCACUAAUAUAGCCCAACUUUUAGGACUUGCCGUCCCAAUGUAAAAUUUCAAUAUUUAAACCAUCAUUGAAAAUUUAAGUCCUUUAUAUCAGAGAGUUACACCUUGAUUUUAACCAGUGAUCUUAAAGGCAACCGUGGUAUAUUUGUUUAUGUUACUGUAUAAAUUGCCAGUACAACACAGUGUUGUAACAAAAAGUUACUUUUACUACUUACUACUUUUAACCUGUUACCAAAAAUUUUUUACUGUUUCUUAGUGACGCUAACGUGGAACAUGCAGGAGUCUGAGAAAAGGAUGCUAAGCGUUAGGGUUUGUUCAUUUUCCACAGUUUUUUGGCCAGGAUGGCUAUUAGAGUUCAAUGUGUACAGUACUGCAGUUCAUCAAAUGUACUGAUGUGAACAUUUGUCUUUUUGUGGGCAAGACCCAUGUUUAGCAUUAAUUUCAAAUUCUCUAGAAAAACCUCAGCCACCUUAAACAGUGGCCUUCCCCAGCCCUGCUUCAAACUCAGGUAAUGUCUUAAAGUAAACUCUGAAGAAUGUUUUUUCUUGAUUUUGACAUUUUAAUUACCUCUCCUCCUGGUUGCCUCUUUCUUGGAGACUGGUGUACUGUUAUGAUUGUCACAGUGAAAAAUGUUUGUGAUUUAUGCUGACAGCUUGUUUUAUCUUUCCAAGCGAUGCAGACAAGUUGACAUCAAGUAGAGAAAAUUGGUGGCUAGCAGGCAGUUUAUUUCUUCUUGGGUGGCUUCAAGUUUUAAUAUUACUUCACUUGGAAUUUUAUACAAGAACAAUUUGAAUUUUGUACACAUUUGCUUACAUUUUGAUUUUGUACACAAUUAUGUACACACAUUACUGGAAAUAAAAAAGGUUGUUUGUUUUGUUUCUAUUCAAGUUAUGCCAGAUAAAUUAGUAGAGCCUGUUA